Sitodiplosis mosellana (orange wheat blossom midge) is the source of this 1222-nucleotide messenger RNA. Its product is annotated as zinc finger protein 62 homolog. The record is from RefSeq and is a predicted model, not a curated record. Gene Ontology annotation, molecular function: RNA polymerase II transcription regulatory region sequence-specific DNA binding; DNA-binding transcription factor activity, RNA polymerase II-specific. The coding region runs from base 149 to 661 and encodes 170 amino acids. The transcript has 3 exons. Lineage: Eukaryota; Metazoa; Arthropoda; Insecta; Diptera; Cecidomyiidae. Gene Ontology annotation, cellular component: nucleus. Gene Ontology annotation, biological process: regulation of transcription by RNA polymerase II.
GUUUCUGUCAAUGUGUGUGAAUAUUGGAAGGAGAGACCGUACAAAGCCAUACAUUUCGUAAGAUUUGCUUAUGACAUUUGGUGUUUUGUUGUUCGACUGUGCACUUAUUAAAGAGUUCUUUUCAUUGCAAUUCCAAAAAUCAUAAAAUAUGUGUGCCUACAAUUUUUAUGGAUUUCAAAACGAGCAUCGGCAACCAUUGGAGUGGCCACCGCAUCUUUUACCAGAACCAAAACCAAUUUUACCAGAGCAAAAGGCCAAUCCGUGGAACUGUGGUAUUUGUUCGAAAGAGUUCAAAACCAAGACACAAUUGGAUAACCAUGUAGAAAAACAGCAUGUUCAGAAACAAACGGAUGAAACCCAGCCGAAACCGAAGGGAAAGUAUCAAUGUGAUCAAUGUGAUAAAGUCUCUCCCAAUUCAAAUGCACUAUACACUCACAUUCGUCAAGUUCAUCGUGAGUCCAUCUAUAAAUGCCAUCUAUGUAACAAAUCGUUUAAACUGGAAGAUUCACUUAAGGAUCACGUUUCGAUGCAUCUGAAGAACAAGAAUUACAAAUGCACCUACUGUGACCAAGCGUUCGUAUGGCGUUCAAACAUGUACAAGCAUCGAAAGCAAUUGCAUAAAAACGAAUGGAUGUCUGAGAAAAUGCGAGGAACCAGAUGAAAGCAGGCCACCAGGAAGCGAAAGAAAUUUCGUGACACUAACUAUACUUUACUUUAAAACUUUAUCAUCUUCGUAAAUUAAUCAAAUAUGGAUGAAGUCGUGUAUUUGGAGAAACAGAAAAAAAAAUGUGUCGAUUAAUAGACAAUUAUAACACAAUCGGUUGCUGCAGUGUACCACUUCGAAGCCAUUAGGGCUGGUGGCUAGAUUAUCUAUGAUCGGGUAGUGUCUCACUGCUUGUAUAAAUUGUAAUAAAUAAAGUGUAUGGGAAUCAUUCAGUCUGUGGUCAGGCGAUGGAAUAAAUAAUAACAAUAAUCACACAUUUUUUUAUGAAAUCACACAUCAAUUUCCACUCACAGUUUCUAUUAUUUCGGCAUUUCAUUUUAUGUAAACGAUUUUCAAUUUUGUGCUUUUCACUUUGUUUCGGUUUUCAUUCUUUUCUCGGCGCUUCUUUCUUUCUAAAACGCAAUUUUGAGAAUUGGUUAAGAACAAAUUUUGGUCUUGAAAUCUCUGUUCAAUUUUAAGUGAAUAAAUAAACAUAGAAAAACUUUUUGUCAAAGUCAA